Orbilia oligospora ATCC 24927 is the source of this 1644-nucleotide messenger RNA. RefSeq lists its product as uncharacterized. The record is from RefSeq and is a predicted model, not a curated record. Gene Ontology annotation, molecular function: serine-type exopeptidase activity; dipeptidyl-peptidase activity. Gene Ontology annotation, biological process: proteolysis. The transcript has 4 exons. Bases 1 to 1644 code for a protein of 547 amino acids. Lineage: Eukaryota; Fungi; Ascomycota; Orbiliomycetes; Orbiliales; Orbiliaceae.
AUGCGACGAGGUUUCGUUGCUACUGCGGUCGCAGUACUCGCUUCAGUGUCACUGGUGCUAGGUGAGGAGGGGUUUCCACGAUACCAACCAUCCUUCCAGCCACCGGGAUUACGCAAACGAUAUGAAGAAAUCUUGAAAGUUGAGCUCGAAAAACGGGCUUUAGAUAGUGCUUCGAAUCCUAAUGCCAUACCAUACACCGAGCUUUGGUUUCCCCAAAAGGUCGAUCACUUCGACCCUUCCAACAACAACACAUUCCAGCAACGAUAUUGGAUAUCUACUCAUUUUUACAAGCCCGGUGGACCCAUUUUUGUUCUCGAUGGCGGAGAAACAAGUGGUGCAGGUCGCGUCGAGUACAUGCAAACGGGUAUUGGGCGAUAUAUCACCGAAUACCUUGGAGGCAUUGGAAUAGUUCUCGAACACAGAUACUACGGCAAGAGUUACGUAACUCCAAAUCUAACAGUUGAGAAUUUGAAAUGGUUGAACACGGCACAAAGCUUGAAGGAUAAUGCAUAUUUCGCGGAAAAUCUGUGGAAAGAGCUUCCUGCGAAUUUAUCUCACAUACGGCCUGAUAACGCGCCGUUUAUCAGUUAUGGUGGGUCUUAUGCCGGAGCUAAGUCGGCGUUUUUACAAAUCGAGUAUCCGGAGAUAUACUAUGGGUCUUUGGCAUCGAGUGCGGUGACUUGGGCCGGGGAGAACUUUUGGGAGUAUAACGAACCGGUGAGGAAGGUUGGAGAUCCCAUUUGUAUUGCGAUCUUAGAAGAGACCUCCAGGAGAAUAGAUACAUACAGCAAGGUGGGAGGACCCAUAUGGACGGAUUUCAAGGGACUUUUUGGAGUGAAAAGGCUGGAGGAUCGUGAUGCUGCAAAUUUUAUAUUUGGUAUCCUUGGAAUCUGGCAGCUCGGGAACUGGGAUAAGAAUCAAAGGGGUGCGAAGGAUUGGGAUAGAUUUUGUGCGAAUAUUACCGAGGGUGUGGAUGAAGACUACAGCAAACCAGGUUUCCCAGAAAAGGUUUUGAGGAGCAGACCUGAUUUUGAUCUGGAAGAAGGUAUUCAUAACUUUGCAAGGUGGACGAGGGCGUCAUUGGGGAGCAGUUGCGGUGAUGAAGACCUUGUGAAGUGCGUAGGAACGUGGGAUUUGGGGGGAUACGAAGGCGAAUCUUUGAGCGAGAGUUGGAAGCUAUGGACAUGGCAAGUCUGCACAGAGUGGGGAUAUCUUAUUCCAGGAGCACCUACUGGUUUCCCGACCUUAGUGCCGCGAAUUGUAGAUCUCAAGUAUCUUCGCCGAAUAUGUCAAAAUUCUUUUAAAUUGCCCCCGGAUUUUGUCAUAGAUACAUCCAAGGUUCUAAGAUACGGUGGCUUCAACCUUACUGCUCCAAGACUGAUGUAUAUCGACGGAACCCACGAUCCCUGGCUCUACGCCACGCCCCAUAGUAUAAAUUCUCCGCAAAAGGAUAGAAGCGAUCGGCUUAGUAUUUUGAUUCAAGAGGCAUGGCAUCAUAAUGAUGAAAAUGGUUUAGGGGAUAUCUCAAAGGAGCCGUUGAGGAUUCAGGAUGUGCAUUUCCGAGAAAUCGAGGUUGUUAGAGAUUGGAUUCUGGAGUUCCAUAAGAAUAAAGGUAAUACAUGGGAGCCUCCAAUGAAGGUUUGA